This is a messenger RNA of Raphanus sativus (radish), 662 nucleotides long. RefSeq lists its product as uncharacterized. Lineage: Eukaryota; Viridiplantae; Streptophyta; Magnoliopsida; Brassicales; Brassicaceae. The record is from RefSeq and is a predicted model, not a curated record. Bases 121 to 459 code for a protein of 112 amino acids. The transcript has 4 exons.
AUUUAACUCCUACGUCCCUCCCUACCUCUCCACCUCUUCUUCAUUUCUUCUUCAGUGUCAUUUGUUUUCAUCUGCAGCCGGACGCUCUUCAACGCAACGAGGAUAACUUGAUCAUAUAUAAUGGCAGCAACAAGAAGCGCUAUCAGAUUUGUGACUCGCAGGUUCUCCAGUGGCAAAGUUCUUAGCGAAGAGGAAAAGGCUGCUGAGAAUGUUUUCAUCAAGAAAAUGGAGCAGGAGAAGCUUGAGAAGAUAGCUCGACAGGGUCCGGGAGAACAAGCAGCAGGUUCAGCCAAGGCUAGUGGUGGUGGAACUUCAUCAGCUGAAUCCGCGGGACCAAAGGUGUCAGAAGACAAGGACAGAAACUAUGCGGUUGUGGCGGGUGUGGUGGCUGUCGUUGGUGCCAUUGGUUGGUACAUGAAAUCAGGCGGAAAGAAGCAGCAGCCUGAGGCUCAAGAGUGAAGAAAGGGUAGUAGAUUGCUGGACUUUGGAAUGGCUUCCUAUAAUAAAUAGAGAGUGGCUUACUCUUUGUAUGAGAAACUUUUGAAUUGACUACUACUCUUUCUUUUGGUUUCGAUUUACAAAGUUCGAGAAUAGAUUUUACUUCUUUCUUAGGUUUGUUGACAUUUAUGUUCGGAGUCUUUAACACAGUCGAUUCGGCUCUC